Messenger RNA from Durusdinium trenchii, 2532 nucleotides. The record is from the annotation of a GenBank genome assembly. NCBI's taxonomy places the organism in Eukaryota, Dinophyceae, Suessiales, Symbiodiniaceae.
AUGACCAAGAGGGCUGCGGACCUUGUCAGCGAUUCCUUGGAUCUGGAAUACCAGCAAGACCUAGGUGAUGCGCAAGUGACGCCCAAGAAGGCGAAACAGGAGAAGUUGGACCAGCCGUCAUCCGUGAAAUCAGCAAAGUCAAAAGGCGAUUCAGCAUCGCACCCAAAGCCAAAACCCAAGCCAAAGAGACAGCCGGCAAAGAAGUGCAAAGGCUGCCGGAAGAAACUGACGCCUGAAGAGCAGGCGCCCAAUUGGCCAGGGUGCACCCCCUGCAAGCGGGCUUUGGACAACAUCACCAAAGCGGCCAGCAAGCAGGGAGCAGAUGCUGUCAAAUUUGUGCAGGAAGCGCGCCAAGAUGAUGCGAAGUGCUACAACAUGAUCCAAUCCUAUUUAGAAAACUGCCCAGAAACCGUAGAGAACUUUGGGAAGAAGCGUGGCCAGUGGUCGGUGGUUCGCUACAUGGAACGUGUCAAAGCCGCAUCCGGCUUGGUGAAGGAUUGCAUCGGCGAGCUAAUGUGGGACAAGUUGUACCUUGAGCACGCUCAGACAACCCGUGGUGGGCGACUUCGAGAAGAAGAGGCCUUGCUCCAGUGGAAGCAAUGGGAAGAAUCGGUGCAGCUCAAGGACCCGAGUGUCUACCACGACUAUGGAGGCCCAAACGGGAAGCUCCGCGUCUGGGUCAAGACCCAAGACUUGCUGAUUCACCGGUCUGAAUACAUGCGCGAGAAGUCAGUUGACUGCGUGGGCCAGGAGAUCAAGAAGGGCUCGGACGCUGAUGUGGACAAAUUCCGGGCAGAGAUUGUGAAGAACCACGGGAAGAACAUGGGCUUUGAAGAGGUUGGUGCGGCCCUGUGCAAAAACGGUGGGGGCAGUGGGGGAGCUUUUUCUUCCAAUGAUGGCUCCGGCUUUCUAUUGGAUGUGUUGCAAUUGCUGCCUGAUGUGGAGACAGGGGAUGGUGAGACAGAGGGAGAAGCCACCGAGCCGAAGGACCCGAAAGAUCCAGCUCCAAAGCCAUGGGUGGAGCGAGAUCGCAUGGUUUCAGCAGCCAUAAGAGCAGCCAAAACCCAGGCCACGACCUUUACUGAGAAGGGAACCGCGUUGUUUACAAGGCUGAGCGAGUGGAAGGACAGCCUCUUGGCAUCUUCAGAUGAUGCCUUCAAGUCAAACUUUGCUGGUGAGAUCAAAAUGCUUGAGGUGCGCCUUGAAGCUUUGGACUUGUGCUUCAACAAGCAAGAUGCAAACUCCAUCAAACAGUUCAUCGGCAACUUCAGCACGACGCCUGAAGCUGACAUGGAAGACGGCAAAAUUGUGGAAAUUGGCAAUAGCCCGCCUUGCGAGUUGUACAGCAAGCUGCGGCCAGUCUCCGACCUGGACACCCAGAUUGAGAAGUACAACACUUGCACACAGCCGAAGCACUUGCGGGACCGAUGCCUCACCGACAUCAAAGCUCCGUUGACCCAGCUGAUGAGCCAGGCCACCAAGGCCGAGAAAAGCCUAAAGACAGCCAAGGACCAGCUGAGGCGAGCGGCUGCAAAGGCGGCAGCAAAGCCGCAACCGCCAGGCUCAGAUGCGCUUGCUUUGUUUGACCAAGGUGCUGCGCAAGCCAAGCAAAUUCAUCGAGUGUCUCUGGACUCCUUCAAGGUGGAUGACAUGGAUUUUUCUCGCCCUUUCAUUGUCACUGCGCCGUCGUGGAUAGCCAAUGCAAUGGCUUCUGUCCAGGCUGACCUGGAUGGCUUUCGGGCUUCUUUUGACAUUGGCAGGAAAGAGAAGCGUGGAAUCCGAGCUUCCAAACCUGUGGAAGCGCCUGACCAGGCCGUUUUCAAUUUCCUUGGGGAGGUUGAGCAGCUAUUUGGAGGAGGGGCCACCUUGGUAACUUCUUCAGCAUUGAGUGCAUCGCCAAGCUUGAGCAAGCAGGUGGUCCCUGGAUUGUUUGGCAUUGAUUCCACUUACGACAAGGUCUCGGCCGAGGCAGCCGGCAUGUCAUGUGCGCGAUUGACGGUGGAAGGAACAAGGCUGGUUGUGAUGACUCAAUCGCUCCAGCUCACAGGAUUCAUGCAGCGGAAAGGUGUCACUGGGACCAUCAGCACCUCGAGACAAGCGUGGUUUCUCCGAUCCAUCUCCUUGCCCGUGCUUGCAGAGUAUGUGCAGGAAUGUGAACUUUUUGCAGCGACUCUACAGGCUGGUGACCUGCUGUAUUGCCCAUAUGGAAGUGUGCAAGGAGAACUUGUGCAACAUUGCACUUUUGGUGUGCGAAUCCCAUUGGUUGUGAAGUCAGCAAAAGAUCCACAUGCAAUCCUGUGUGUGAAGCGUCGUACACAAGAGGCUGAGGCUUCUCUGCGCACAGCCAGCUCGUCAGCCACCGCGAGCGGUUCACAGGAGAUCCAGCAGAAAGCUUCUCAAGAGGUUGCGCUCUUGAAGGAGAUUGCAGCAUUGUGUGAGGUGAAGGAAUCGGCGCCGGCCGAGCGCGGAGGCGCAAGUUCAACAGCUGAGCCGGCCGGGCCUGCUGGAGGUAAGCCUCAUCCUGAGGCCUGA